AUGCAGCCGCUGCUGGUGGCCUGCGUGGCCCUSGGCUUCCUCGCAGGGAGGAAGGCCGAGGAGUCAUGCGGUGCCGCCCCRGCACCGGCCCGCUCGGCCUUCGCGCCGCGCCUCAGCGCCGAGGAGGCCCAUUCGGCCCACAUGCCCGAGCACCUGCGCUGCGACGCCUGCCGCGCCAUCGCCUUCCAGAUCCAGGAGCACCUGGGCAAGGCGGAGGCCAAGCGGUCGCCGGGCAGGAAGGYGGGCGCCGAGCUGCGCGAGUCCGAGUACAUGGAGGUGCUGGAGAAGAGCUGCACGCAGAGCUGGGACGGCUAUGGCGUCAUGGAGGUGGAGGGGGUGAAGCGCCUCACAGGGCCAGGGCUGCCCAACCAGGAGUCCGUGACAGUGAUAAUGUCCGGGGGCCCGUGGCCGGGCAGGUUGCACAAGAUGUGCCACGGCUACGUGGGCGAGCUGGGCGAGGAGCAGCUGUACCAGGCACACCGCCGCGGCGCCGCCGCGCUGCAGGAGCUGCUGUGCCACGGCACCAAGGGCGCCUGCACCGCGCUGCACCGCGCCGGCCACGCGGCGCCCGCCAAGGCGCCACAGAACGAGCUGUAG
Molecule: messenger RNA, 597 nt
Organism: Nothoprocta perdicaria
Lineage: Eukaryota; Metazoa; Chordata; Aves; Tinamiformes; Tinamidae
Gene: MZB1
Product: marginal zone B and B1 cell specific protein
Exons: 4
Coding region: 1-597 (198 amino acids)
Biological process (GO): regulation of B cell proliferation
Cellular component (GO): extracellular region; endoplasmic reticulum chaperone complex
Source: RefSeq, a predicted model, not a curated record